Molecule: messenger RNA, 774 nt
Organism: Purpureocillium lilacinum
Lineage: Eukaryota; Fungi; Ascomycota; Sordariomycetes; Hypocreales; Ophiocordycipitaceae
Cellular component (GO): membrane; cytoplasm
Source: RefSeq, a predicted model, not a curated record
AUGCCCUGGGAACUCUCGAGGCGGCGCAUCUCCCGUGCCGUCAAUAGCAAAUUCAUCUUUGGACGCAUUCCGUUGCUCCAUACCGUCAUCUUCUUCAUCGAGAUGGCUCUCGUCGCGCGCCUCAUGGCGCGUUUCAACAGCUACUACGAGGAGCGACCACUCAUGACCAUGAUGGUCACCAACGCCAUCCUCGGUGGCAUCGCCGACACCGUCGCCCAGACCAUCACGUCGGUCCGCGAGCGCGCCGUGCGCAAGCCCGGGGGCGUCUCCAAGGACGACCGCUUCGCCAUCGAGAUCCACGAGCUCGACCACAAGAACCCCUUCUACGACCGCGACCUGAUCCCGGACUCUAAGAUGGGUCUGCCGCCGCCAUUCGACUUUGAGCGCCUCACGCGCUUCAUGGCCUACGGCUUCUGUGUCGCGCCGCUGCAGUUCAAGUGGUUCCGCUUCCUCGAGCGCGCCUUUCCCAUGACCAAGACGAGCGCCUUUGGGCCCGCCAUGAAGCGCGUCGUCUUUGACCAGCUCAUCUACGCGCCGUUUGGUGUCGGGCUCUUCUUCGUCGCCAUGACGGUGGCCGAGGGCGGCGGCCGCCGGGCCGUGACACACAAGCUGCGCGACAUGUACGUGCCGACGCUCAAGGCCAACUACAUGGUGUGGCCGGCGGUGCAGAUUGUCAACUUUCGCCUCAUGCCGGUGCAGUUCCAGCUGCCCUUUGUGUCGACCAUUGGUAUCGCCUGGACGGCCUACCUGUCCCUGACCAACGCCUCGGACUAA